GGGAGGAGGCAGCGCGGCCGCCGCCGUUGCGCAGAUCCGGGCCGCUGCUGUGGGGAGGGCGCCGGGGCCAGUGACCUUCCGGAGGCGGGAGCGAGCCAGGGGGUCCGGGAUGCCGAGCGCCGCCGCCGCCGCCGCCAUGAACAACUCGGGCGCCGACGAGAUCGGGAAGCUCUUCGUGGGCGGUCUUGACUGGAGCACCACCCAAGGUAGGUGCCAUGGCUGAAUGCCAGGCGUUGCAGGCAGGCUGACCUUGGUCUUCAAGUUGCGUUGUGAAUUCGUCUCUAACUACUACCUCAGAGACUCUUCGCAGCUACUUCUCCCAGUAUGGAGAAGUUGUGGACUGUGUGAUCAUGAAAGAUAAGACAACCAACCAGUCUCGAGGCUUCGGGUUUGUCAAGUUUAAGGACCCGAACUGUGUGGGCACAGUGCUGGCCAGCAGACCACACACACUGGAUGGUCGAAAUAUUGACCCAAAGCCAUGUACACCUCGGGGAAUGCAGCCAGAGAGGACGCGGCCAAAAGAAGGCUGGCAGAAAGGACCCAGGAACGAUAACAGUAAAUCAAAUAAGAUAUUUGUUGGUGGAAUUCCUCACAAUUGUGGUGAGACAGAGCUCAGGGAAUACUUCAAGAAAUUUGGAGUGGUCACAGAAGUGGUCAUGAUCUACGACGCAGAAAAGCAGAGGCCUCGAGGUUUUGGAUUUAUUACUUUCGAGGACGAACAAUCAGUGGACCAGGCUGUCAACAUGCAUUUUCACGACAUCAUGGGCAAAAAAGUGGAGGUUAAACGGGCUGAGCCUCGCGACAGUAAAAGUCAAGUGCCUGGACAGCCAGGGGCCAGCCAGUGGGGGAGCCGCGUCAUGCCCAGUGCCGCCAAUGGCUGGGCAGGCCAGCCCCCACCUACGUGGCAGCAAGGAUAUGGCCCACAAGGAAUGUGGGUGCCAGCAGGACAGGCAAUUGGUGGCUACGGACCGCCCCCUGCAGGAAGAGGAGCUCCCCCACCACCCCCGCCAUUCACCUCUUACAUUGUGUCUACCCCUCCUGGAGGGUUCCCUCCUCCACAGGGCUUCCCACAGGGCUACGGCGCCCCCCCACAAUUCAGUUUUGGCUAUGGGCCUCCACCUCCACCGCCAGAUCAGUUUGCGCCACCAGGGGUCCCCCCUCCACCUGCCACUCCUGGGGCAGCACCUCUGGCCUUCCCGCCGCCUCCCUCUCAGGCUGCCCCGGAUAUGAGCAAGCCCCCAACGGCACAGCCAGACUUCCCCUACAGUCAGUAUGUCCCGCCAGCUGACCAGAUGCUCCCCAGCACCUGCAUUGUACACUCUUGUUCCCUUCGGGGCCUUGCAGGGCGGUGGUCACUGAGUACAUGGGUUCUCGACCCUGCCUGGAACAGGACGUGUUGGCGACAGACAUGUUAUGGACAGGACUUGGCCGGCUUUGGGCAGGGUUUCUCAGACCCCAGCCAGCAGCCCCCUUCCUAUGGGGGCCCCUCAGUGCCAGGCUCCGGGGGCCCCCCUGCUGGUGGAAGUGGCUUCGGACGAGGUCAGAACCACAAUGUUCAAGGAUUCCACCCCUACCGACGCUAGCUAGCUGGUGCCACGCAGGCGGCUAGAUGGCUGAGACCCAGGAUUCGAAACUUGUGAACUCGUGACAAUCACAAACUUGGCAGAAAAAUCGCGAUUCAACCUUGGGGGGAGGGGCAGACGUGAGGCUUUUGGAGGCGGCUGUGGGUGUCUGAACUGAAGUUUUUAAAUAUAUUUCUUUCUCUAACCCAUCAGCACAAUAAAAAAAAAGUCACUGGUUCAACAACAGGGUUUUAAAAAGUCUUCAGCUUUAAUUCAAAACUUCAGGUUUCUUUUUCUUUCUUUUUUUUUUUUUUUUGAAAUUAUUUUCCUGAGCCUUUUGUUUUACCGUAGAUUGUAAACUUUUAUGUUAAAGAAAAAAAUAUACAUUUACAAAUUGUGAGAUUUUUAAGAGAAAUUUUCUACAAUGUAUACUGGCUUAUUUUUUAAUUUAAAACAGGGUUUCUGUCGGCACUGGUGGAAGUGAGGGGCAUUUUUGGUCCCCGUACUCCUGGCUUUGAGGGUUGGGACUCGUUGGUCCAGAAACUCUGGAGCUUAAAAAAGCAGUCUACUGAGUGUGUUUCGUUUUUGUUUAUUCCUUGCUUUUGUCGAUUGAUCUGCCUGGCGGUGUCUGCAAGUGCACCGUGGGGGGCUGCACCCGCCUGGCUCGGCUGGCAACCACCCCGCGUCCAACUGCAUCAAGGACCAGGAGGUCUUGUCAGCCUACUUCCCGCGCAUGUGGCUUCAGGGCAUCCCCACUGACCAGUUUGACCCUGGUUUGAAUAAAGAGAAGUGCGUUUGGAUUAGAA
Messenger RNA from Myotis lucifugus (little brown bat), 2368 nucleotides. RefSeq names its product DAZ associated protein 1 (gene DAZAP1). Gene Ontology annotation, cellular component: cytoplasm. The transcript has 13 exons. NCBI's taxonomy places the organism in Eukaryota, Metazoa, Chordata, Mammalia, Chiroptera, Vespertilionidae. Bases 351 to 1583 code for a protein of 410 amino acids. The record is from RefSeq and is a predicted model, not a curated record. Gene Ontology annotation, molecular function: RNA binding.